This is a messenger RNA of Serendipita indica DSM 11827, 1014 nucleotides long. The record is from the annotation of a GenBank genome assembly. NCBI's taxonomy places the organism in Eukaryota, Fungi, Basidiomycota, Agaricomycetes, Sebacinales, Serendipitaceae.
AUGGAUUUCGCUCAGCAUCCCCGGUCGCAUCCUGAACAGCGCGCGGGGCUGGUUGUAGUUGGGCCCUAUGUUGGACUUAAACGAGUGGAAGAGCCAGGAGGGAAUGAGAACGCGCGCGACGGUUUCCCUUCGCGCCCUCGAAAGUCAAGCGCCCCAGAUGCGGUGUCGCAUGUCGCCAUGGCUGGCUUGACGCCCCAAGUAAUGUCGCUGCAAUCCAAGCCCACGCAGCUAGACCCGUCACAUCAACGGCACCUUUCUGCGUCGAGAGAGACAACUCUGCUAACGCUUGCAGAACCAUUCCCCGAGCUGGUUCCCGACAAGUCUAAAGGUGACGUUUCCCCUCAGCGGUAUUCGUUCGACUCGGAUUUGAGAAACUACUACCGGAAGAGAAGUCACUCUUCCUCCGAAUGGGACCAAGAGCUACCCAUUCGCCCUGGUUUGGAGCCGCACCGCCAGGAUUCGGGCAAAACUCUUGUCGAAACUUUGCCAGGAAAGAUUAAACAAAGUACCUUGAUUCGAUUAUUUAGUGGUUCUCGGAAGCAAAAGGUGUCAAUUAGUCGCGCUUUCAAUGCGCGGCAUAUUCACCACGUCACAUAUGACGGAGAUACUGGUCGGUUUCUGAAUCUUCCAAAGGAGUGGGAAGACAUUCUCCGGGAGACGAGUGAGGACCGUUGGGGGACCUUGCUCGCCAACCCUUCCCCUCAUAGCCCAACUCUAUACAGGACUGCCAGCUUUGACGACGUCAGAGAAUUGCAGAAUCCUUAUCGAAUGACAAUGACUUCUGUGGCUGACUCGUUGCUGACGGAAGAAUCGAGAUAUCAACGGCCUGCAGAGCGUCCCGAGUCUUUCACGUCUACCGUCGAAUCCCUGCCACUUGAUGAUACAGAGGAGACAUCUGGAGAUGGUGAGGUCUUGUCUGGUCCUAGUCUUCCAAGAACCAGUGGGAACUCGGAGAUUACCAGCACACCACCUGCGAGAACUCCUCGACCAUUACCGCAUAUGCCCCUUCCCUGA